Molecule: messenger RNA, 1919 nt
Organism: Brassica rapa (field mustard)
Lineage: Eukaryota; Viridiplantae; Streptophyta; Magnoliopsida; Brassicales; Brassicaceae
Product: U-box domain-containing protein 56
Biological process (GO): protein ubiquitination
Molecular function (GO): ubiquitin-protein transferase activity
Source: RefSeq, a predicted model, not a curated record
AAUGUCUCAUAUCUAUCAUUGUCGUCACUUAUUUCUUAGAAAAGAGUAAAUAUAGUUGAGUAAGACAAAAUGGUCGGAAACAUCUUGGCAAUUAGGGACCGAUCAUGUAUAUAUAUAUUAUAAUACUUCUAAUAGUUAUAUGUCUUAUCGUCUUGUUUUGGAAAAGACAGAAUUCGUCUCUGCUAAGAAAACAAUCCAUGGCAGAGGCUUUGAUUGACGAUCCAGUUUAUGUUGCAGUAAGCACAGAUGUUUCUGAAAGCAGACUGACUCUCACAUGGGCAUUGAGGCAUCUCCAGCCCAAAAAGCUUUACCUUCUUCAUGUUCAUCAACCCAUUUCCAUCAACCCUACUUGUUAAGUAUCCCUUCUCUAUGUUUUAUUCUUGCUGCUUCUUGGGAACUUGAAUCCAACAUAGUAUUUUUUUUUAUCAUGAUUCAAAUUGUUGCAGCUGGUACAAGAAAUUGAUCCUUUGUUUUUCUACCUUGUUUAGCCUCUCUAUCAUUGCAAGUGGGCUUGAACAAAGCGAGAUCGAUGCUAUUCAGGAGUCCGAACUGACGAGUUCGUAUGAGAUCCUUCUCAAGUACCGUGAUAUCUGCGCAGUUGAAGGAGUGAGUGCUCUUCCAACUUACUGCUACUUCGGUGCCACACAAAUAAAGGAAUUUUGUUGCAAUUCACUUUUUUUUUUUUUUAAAUAACAAUUAUGAUCAAAAUCUACAAGGGGUGAGAAUUUAGUUAGUAUGAAAUUCAUAGAUUGCUUAUGUUGCAGAUUCUCGAACAAGAUGUGGAUAUAUCAUAUAGUUUGGCAAAUAAUGUUGGGGAAGGGAUUGUAGAACUUAUCUAUGAAAACAAUAUCAAGAAGCUUAUUAUGGGAGCAGCUGCUGAUUCCCACAACUCCGAGGACAUGGUUAAUAUCACAUCUAGAAAAUUCGAUUAUGUGACUAAACAUGCGCCUCAUUGCUGUAAAAUUUGGCUUGUGGGUAAUGGAAAUCUCAUCCAUACGAGGGAGGGACGGUUUGAUCGUAGGGGUUCACCGCACCCCUCCUCUGAAUCUUUAACUAGCCUCCAGGGCCUUGAUUCUGCUUUGGUACCAUAUGAGGAAGCAGUGAGAGGUGAACAUGACAAUGUGUCGCAUGCCCUAUCUUCACCUGAAGACCAAUCAGCUAGAGGGUUUGAGACAAUGUACUAUGAAGAGCAGAGACGGGGACUAGAGAUUGAGGAACGCAGGAUAAAAGCGGAGGAAGACCUGAGAGCAGAAAUUGAAAACAUGAAGGGGAUCCAAAAGGAACUCGAAGAACAGCUUUAUAUUGAUUGCCCCCGUCAGUUUGAAAUGUUCCAGAGAGAGCGAGAUGAAGCUAUGAAAACAACUGUAGAGCUUUUGAGACUUCUAAACCUGGACAACAGUGAGUCAGCAUCACAUUCACCAUCAUCCUCGUUUCAGCGGUCGGUUUCCAACGAGCCUCCCCCAUAUUUUCUCUGUCCCAUUACACAGGAAGUAAUGCGAGAGCCUAGUGUUGCAGCCGAUGGGCACACCUACGAAGCUGAAGCCUUAAGAGAAUGGCUCCACAAUGGUCACGAUACCUCACCAAUGACGAACCUUAAGCUUGCCCAUCGUAACCUUGUCCCUAACCACCCCCUUCGUUCUGCCAUUCAAGAGUGGCUUCAAGGACACUCUUAAUGAAUCUCUGUUGUGAUUUGUGAACAUCCUAAAUCUCAAGUUAUAUGUGUGUUGGUUAAAAAAGUUGUUAUGAAUAUGAUGAGUGGAAUUCAUUAAAAAAAACCAAAAAAACAAAAAAAACGGUCUGGUUCUCCCAUUUAACAACCUGAGAAAUACGAUUUAAAAGGUGAAAUUAAAACCGAACCGAAAUAGAGAAAAAGUGAUUUGGAUGUUUCACCUAAUCAUUAAUAACAGUUGUUCUGCGAC